AUGCCGUCUCUAUUAAACGAUGCAGUCAAGCUACCCUGCGGCUUGGUCUUUCCCAAUCGCUUGUCCAAAGCGGCCAUGGCCGAAAACCUAGCGACGUCAGACAGCAACCCGAAUGAGAACUUCAACCUGGCCUACAACAGGUGGAGCGAUGGAGGAUGGGGAAUGAUCAUGACAGGAAACGUGCAAGUCGACGUUGACCACCUCGGAAACUUCAAAGACCCUGCCGUGCAAACCGACUACGAAACCAAGAGUUCCAAAUUAUGGAAAGCAUACGCCGCAGCAAGCCAGAAGCAUGGCAGCCCUACAAUUGUGCAGCUCGCCCACCCGGGAAGACAAUCGCUCCGUGGAGCUGGGCGCAGAGGACUCUUUGCUCCGACAAUUGCACCAAGCGCGAUUCCGCUGACUAUUGGUAAUAACUUUCUGGAUUCUGUUAUUACCUCCCUGGCAUUUCCUAGGCCGAGAGAGAUGACCCAGAAAGACAUAAAUACUGUGAUUCGUCUGUUUGUGGAUUCUGCGCGUUUUAUAGCAGAGAGUGGGUUUUCGGGUAUUGAGUUGCAUGCAGCGCAUGGAUAUCUUCUAGACCAGUUCAUAAACCCCAAGACCAAUCUCCGAACUGAUGUGUACGGAGGCUCAGCAGAGAACCGCGCGAGACUCCUCCUUGAUAUCCUGAAAGGAUGCCGAGAAGCCGUGCCGGCAACUUUCUGCAUCGGCGUUAAACUAAACUCGGCUGACCACAGCGCAGCGAAUCUCGAGGAUACAAUGACCCAGAUUAGGCUCCUUGUCGAUGCCGGGAUUGACUUUCUUGAAGUUAGUGGUGGGACUUAUGAAAAUCCACGGAUGGUAGAUGGCGACAAGCCCGCAAUCUCGCAAACGAAAUCCGCACGCACAGCAGCCCGCGAAGCAUUCUUCCUCGAUUUCGCAAAAGAAACCCGCAAGCGGUUCCCGAAUCUCGUGCUCAUGCUCACAGGAGGGUUUCGCAGCCGUGCUGGUGCAGAGGCUGCCAUAAAAGAGAAUGCGUGUGAUCUCGUCGGUAUCGCGCGCCCAGCAGCAGUUAAUCCGAGAUUUGCGGCAUUGCUUCUAGAUGAAGGUACCAGGGAUGAGGAUGCGCAGAUCUCUCUGGAUAAGGUGAGGCCUGGGUGGCUUCCUAAGCUUCUACGGAGUCAGAUCUUGGGGGCGGGGGCAGAGAGUACUUAUUAUGCGGACCAGAUUCAUCGGUUGGCCAAGGGACGGGCUACCGCUGUCCCAGGGCAUUGA
Penicillium daleae is the source of this 1254-nucleotide messenger RNA. RefSeq names its product NADH:flavin oxidoreductase/NADH oxidase family protein. The record is from RefSeq and is a predicted model, not a curated record. Lineage: Eukaryota; Fungi; Ascomycota; Eurotiomycetes; Eurotiales; Aspergillaceae. The coding region runs from base 1 to 1254 and encodes 417 amino acids. The transcript is spliced from 7 exons. Gene Ontology annotation, molecular function: FMN binding; oxidoreductase activity.